GAUGUCAAAGACUGCUAACUGCUAACCAGCCCAUGGAAAUCCAAAAUAAUUAUUUACAAUAAUUGACUUAAAAUUACACUGAUAUUGCAAUAAUUAUCACACAACCAUGGGACUCAACGAGGAAUGUAUUGUUUACUUAAUACUGCUAUUUUCAUGGGCAGAAUAUUUGUGGGAGUUAUAUUUGUCAUUGCGGCAGUUAAAAAUCUACAAAACAAACAACACUAUUCCUGAGGACUUGAAGGAGAUGUUAAAUGAAGAAUCGUUCAAGAAAGCUCGUCUGUAUGGUAUUGACAAGUCGCAGUUCAAGAUCAUAAAGGAAUUUUAUAGUAUAGUAUUAACAUCCGUAAUACUUUAUCAACGCUGGAUUGCUGUAGCAUGGUUUGAAUCAGAGAACAUUUCAAAAUCCCUGUAUGUAUCACCGGACAGAGAAAUAUUUGUGACUUGUGUCUUUAUGACCAUUGUGACACUGUUUAACUAUGUUAUAAAUUUGCCCUUUAAGAUUUAUGGCACAUUUGUACUUGAGCAGAAGCAUGGUUUUAAUAAGCAGACAGUAGGAUUCUUUAUUAAGGACCAGUUUAAAUCUUUGGUUCUGAGUCUCAUCAUUACCAUUCCAUUAGUAUCUAUUGCGAUUUAUAUUAUCAUGGUAGGAGGAGAUAUGUUUGUUGCUUAUCUUUGGUUGUUUACUACUGUGGUUUCUUUAUUACUUUUGAUGCUGUACCCUACUGUUAUUGCUCCUCUGUUUGACAAGUUUGUCCCUCUGCCUGAGGGUUCUCUAAGGAAAGGCAUUGAGGAACUAGCAUUGAAGCUUAAGUUCCCGCUCUCACAAGUUUACAUAGUAGAGGGAUCUAAAAGGUCUGCACACAGCAAUGCAUAUUUCGGUGGCCUUUUCGGUUCAAAAAGAAUUGUACUCUUUGAUACAUUGCUAGAAAAGUAUGAUGAAGAGAAAAAAACUUUGACUGGAUGUAAUGACAAUGAAAUUCUAGGAAUUCUAGCUCAUGAAUUGGGACACUGGAGUUGCAACCACUUGACAAAGAACAUAGCUUUGACUGAACUUAAUUUGUUGCUGUUAUUCUCUGCUUUUGGAGCACUUUUUAAGUAUUCUUUGUUGUAUACUGCUCUUGGGUUUCCAGCAGGGCAAAAACCUAUAAUUAUUGGUUUAAUUGUGGUUUUACAAAUGAUACUUGCACCAUACAAUUCAAUUUUAUCCUUCUUCUUAACAGCAUUGUCUAGAAAACACGAAUUUGAGGCUGAUAACUUUGCUGUGUCUUUGAAUUACCCCAGAGAACUCAGGUCUGCACUAAUAAAGCUUGGUAAAGAUAAUCUGGACUACCCAAUCUAUGAUAAGCUAUACUCAGCAUGGUACCAUUCUCAUCCUACUUUGUUACAAAGAAUAGAUAAUAUUAAGAACCAAUUAGUUGAGGAUAAGAAACAGAACUAAGUUAUUCCAAUAUGCAUUUACUUACAACAACCAUAUUUUGAAUAAGUACAUUUUUGUAUACAUGUUAUUUAAUAAUGGUAAAACUAGUCUUUUUGGGGGGUGGCAUUGGUCAUAUUUGGCCAAACACAUAUUGCAUUUAUUUUUUAAAUCAUAGUAAGUAUUAACAUUAUUAAUACAAAAAAGGCUAUUGUAGGUGGGCCAAGUGUAAUGCCAUAUUUACAAUAUAUAUUAUGUUGUUCCUUAUACAUAAAACUAACCUACUUUAUUGAGUGUCUUUUCAUAUUAAGUUUCUUUCUAUAGAAAACAACACAUGCAUUAGGCUACUGCAUUUUCGUGUAAGCUUCUCGGAUGGACUAGCUUUUACCUUAAUUAUGUAAGUACACCUCAUGGUAUAAUAAUAUACUCCGCCUCGCCU
This is a messenger RNA of Cydia splendana, 1853 nucleotides long. RefSeq names its product CAAX prenyl protease 1 homolog. Gene Ontology annotation, biological process: CAAX-box protein processing. The record is from RefSeq and is a predicted model, not a curated record. Gene Ontology annotation, molecular function: metalloendopeptidase activity. NCBI's taxonomy places the organism in Eukaryota, Metazoa, Arthropoda, Insecta, Lepidoptera, Tortricidae. Gene Ontology annotation, cellular component: endoplasmic reticulum membrane. The transcript has 2 exons. The coding region runs from base 107 to 1438 and encodes 443 amino acids.